AUGGCCGAGGGUUUGUUGCAGCGAUUCAGCACGAUCGGUAGUGUGAUCGGCAGUAGCAGCACUAGCAUGCCACCGAUUGAUACGACCAGUAUCACUCAGCGCAUUCAUCACGAACCUCCGCCAUUACUUACCGGCGGAAAGUAUCCCGUGUACGGACCGGGCACUGGACCAGAGCUGUACGAGGACGAAACCGGUGAAUAUUGGCAUGGUCCGGAGGGCAACGGAGCGGGUGGAUUUUUCCCCAGCUUUCUGCCCUGGGGCCAGGGACCACAAGGAGCACAUCCGGUUCCGCCACCACCCCCACCACCACCACCUCCACCGGGCUAUCCACUGUACCGUGGACCGUACGGAGGACCGUUUAACAAGGGACUACGUUUUAAGGGCGCUUCCGUGGCGGUGCUGACACUGUUGGCUUUUCUGUUCUUUUUGAGCAUUCUGCAGAACUACAUCCGCGACUAUUCGACGACAUCGCAACCAACCGUAAUAUUGCUGUCGGCCGGAGCGACGAAGGAAAACUUACCGAUCUAUCCGUACCGCAUCCGGCAGAAGGUAGGCCAGCGUGGUGAUGAACCACCGUCCCGUUUCGACGAUGAUGACGAUGCGGAUCCGAUCGAUGAGACUUCUGACCAGGGCGAAGGGACCUCGACCGCGGGUGGAUAUCGGGCACGGAUCAGGAAGGGAUCGACACAUCAUCGGCCCCAUCAUAAAGGCAGCAACGGCAAGCCAGUGCCCUCGGGGAAUGUAUCGCCCGUACCGUCCAGUGCACCGUUCGGGGAUAUUUUCAAGGUAAACGGAUUGUGA
Anopheles marshallii is the source of this 801-nucleotide messenger RNA. RefSeq lists its product as uncharacterized. NCBI's taxonomy places the organism in Eukaryota, Metazoa, Arthropoda, Insecta, Diptera, Culicidae. The transcript has a single exon. The coding region runs from base 1 to 801 and encodes 266 amino acids. The record is from RefSeq and is a predicted model, not a curated record.